UGUUUGUUUGCACUUGCUGCUGUUUGGGAUAUUCGGGUGGAGGAGAGGAAGGGAGUGAAGUCGGUCAGGCAGACCAAUGGUGAAGCUAGUAGAGAGUAGGAGUUGUCCUAUGCCUACGGACUCCGAGAUCUGGGAAGCCGAGUGGCGCAGGUUGUGGUCUUCCAAACUGUCCUUUCAUGCUCUGCUGGAGCUGUUACUGAAGGGAUGGAAUCGUCAAGUCCAGUAUCAUGCGGCAGUGAGGCUGAACAGCAGACUCGUUGCGGUUCGCAAGCAGGAUGCAAAAGUAGCCGAUAAGGCGCUGCAGGAGUUCCUCGAUGCGAAGGGUGAGCGUGUGCUCCAUUGGAUCUUUGUCGAUCACAGUGUUCGGCUCUCAACGUCGCUUGGGAGCAGCAGCAUGGACAUCCUGAAUCUUCUGCAGCCAAUCACCGAGCUGUCAGCGGUAAGGGAGGCCAUGAGGAAGUACGGGGAAGAGAACCAUGAUGAAAGUUGCCCCAGGAGAGUAGAUAAAGAAACUAGAGUCCAGGAUGUCGGCUGUGCGACUGCGGCUUCCUCUAGUCUCCUCGUAGAGGGUCGGCCGGAGUUAAAGGAGUGCGAGGCUUGUCGUCGUCCGGGGAGAUGGUGCCUGCAUCCUUGCCAUCCUCAGAGCUGGGAGGACGAGAUCUAUUACAUGAACAGAAUCCCUGAGAGCGAGCUCACGUGGUAUGAUCCGCGGCCAUAUCCUGAUCACGCAGAGAAUGACAGAGAUGAUUGGGAAUAUGUGGAACAGCGGUGGCAACCCCUCGAUGACGCAUCGCAGCGCGAGGAUAGCCAUGCAGGGACUGUGAAGUGGGGUGGAGAUCCGCAACGCCCGUGGAAGCUGUGGGGCCAGAACUGGGAGAAAAGGGACGUGCUUAUACCGACGGACCACCAGGUCGGGGCACUCUUGCUGGACUGUGACGUAAGCGUUGCGAUACAGAACCGGAAGAUUUUCAGGUUGGUCGAGAAACGUGUCCUCCCGCACAGCCGAGUAGUGUUUGCCACUGCCUCCUCCUCUGAUCUGUGGCUGGGAGGCCUUCUUCACCUUGUCAGCACCGUUCUCGCUGUCCCAGCGACAUGGGACGUAGAAUUGCGGACCCAAUUCCGAGAAGGCUCCAGCAUCAGGUACUUGAGGAGUCGUGUCCUAUCGGCAUUGCUGGACGGUGACUGGGCGUCGGAAGAGGUUGAAGAGCUCCCCCCAGAUGCUGGAGGGCUGGAUGACCAGUCCCUCCACAGAGAAAGAGGGAUAGGCAUGCAGGGACAGGCCUUUCGGAUAGAAAGAGGGGUAGACAUGAAGGAGAGGAGCGAGCCGUUAGACGAAAAGAAUAUAGGGUACAGCCCGCAGGAGGAAGGGGAGAAGGACCAUCGGAGUAGAGGACCUAGGCGUGCACAAGGAGGGGAUACAGACGGGUUAGACGAUGAUGGGGAAGGAGAUAGUGUUGAUGGUUCCUCUUGUGGUGAGAGUGAGUACGAUGAUGCGUAUGACGGGUUUGUGCCCGACUCAGAUGGUUACGAUGACUUCAACACGAUGAUGGAUAUGUUCACUUAUCAGAAUUACUGGGAAGACAAGCUUGGUGGACCACUCCAGCACUGCGAGCUGAAUAUGGUCGCACGACAAUUCGGCCUGGACCGCCAUCCCCUUGUUUCGGACGAGUACACCUGUAGUUCCCCGCAUUGCGAAAGAGAUUGGACGGUGUGGUGCCGGGCAAAGAUGUGUAGCGACUGCUGUCGCAAGUCGCCGCAUGCGAGGGAGUGUGGAGCUCAUUGGUGUCAAAAGGAAGGGUGCAUGGCUGCGCCAGACCUUUGGUGUGUCCGGAGAAUGUGCGCAUUCUGCUGCAAACAGUCGCAGUCAGAGUCCCUUCCCAGUGUUUGCCUGCUCAGCAGCAGUCACACGUGCCGAACGAGGUAGCAGAAAAAGAGACGAGGCACUACGAGGCGAUACAGUGUGAAUACCAUACUGCAGAGAAGGUCAUGGUGAAUUCCGACAGUCGGUCGUCAGAAUUCCCUGUAGCCUCAGCCUCUCCGGAGCAGGCAGUGACGGAGGCAGCUUGAAGC
Molecule: messenger RNA, 2070 nt
Organism: Chara braunii
Lineage: Eukaryota; Viridiplantae; Streptophyta; Charophyceae; Charales; Characeae
Source: the annotation of a GenBank genome assembly